Melopsittacus undulatus (budgerigar) is the source of this 2177-nucleotide messenger RNA. RefSeq names its product protein arginine methyltransferase 3 (gene PRMT3). The transcript is spliced from 16 exons. The coding region runs from base 29 to 1609 and encodes 526 amino acids. Gene Ontology annotation, cellular component: nucleus. NCBI's taxonomy places the organism in Eukaryota, Metazoa, Chordata, Aves, Psittaciformes, Psittaculidae. Gene Ontology annotation, biological process: peptidyl-arginine methylation. The record is from RefSeq and is a predicted model, not a curated record. Gene Ontology annotation, molecular function: protein-arginine N-methyltransferase activity.
CGGCGCACGUGGGGCGUUGGCGGGAGCGAUGGCGGGGGCGCCCCAGGGGGUACCUGGGACCGCCGUGCGGCCUGCCGACGAGGAGAUGCCUGAGCUGUCCGACGGUGAGGAGGCCUGGGAGGAGGAAGAGCAGGAGGAGGAAGGCACUACUGAGGGCCUGCGGACCCGCUGCCUUUUCUGCGACAGGUUGUUUACUUCUGCUGAAGGUGUGUUUUCCCACUGCAAAGCAGAGCAUGAAUUCAAUGUUUGUGAUGUGAUCCAGAAACAUGGACUUGAUUUUUAUGGAUACAUUAAACUAAUAAACUUUGUUAGAUUAAAGAAACCAACAGGACCAUAUUUGAGUUCUGUCAGCAGCCCACUGCCCUGGGAAGGAGAGGAAUAUUUGAAACCAGAGCUAGAAGAUGAUCUCCUCCUUCAAUUUGAUAUAGAAGAUCUUUGUGAAUCUGAAAACGCGUUGCCUUGUAAUGGCUUAAAUGAUAACACAGUGCUCCUUGAGCAAUUAAAACAUGCAGAACACAGAGCAAGACUUGCAGAAGAAGCUUUGGCUGGAGCACAAGAGGAUCUUCGAAAAAUGAGGCAAUUUGCACAGGAUUUUGUGCUGAACGCAGAUGUUGGGAGCAGCUUGUCAUCCAGUGCCAUUGCAGACCUUCAGGAGGAUGAGGAUGGCGUUUACUUCAGCUCGUAUGGGCAUUAUGGGAUACACGAAGAGAUGCUAAAGGAUAAAGUGCGUACAGAAAGCUAUCGUGACUUCAUCUACCAGAACCCACAUAUCUUCAAGGACAAGGUCGUCUUGGAUGUUGGCUGUGGAACUGGAAUACUCUCCAUGUUUGUUGCCAAAGCAGGUGCAAAAAAAGUGAUUGGAGUUGACCAAUCUGAAAUCAUCUAUCAGGCCAUGGACAUCAUUAGAUUAAAUAAACUUGAAAAUGUCAUUACAUUAGUCAAAGGAAGAAUCGAAGAAGUAGAUCUGCCUUUGGAAGAAGUGGAUGUGAUAAUAUCUGAAUGGAUGGGUUAUUUCCUUCUCUUUGAGUCAAUGCUGGAUUCUGUCAUCUAUGCAAAGGACAAGUACCUGGCUGAGGGAGGCUCAGUUUAUCCUGACAUGUGCACCAUUAGUCUAGUAGCUGUUGGAGACAUGAAGAAACAUGCAGACAAGCUGCUUUUCUGGGAAGAUGUAUAUGGCUUUGACAUGUCUUGCAUGAAGAAGGCUGUAAUUCCAGAAGCUGUUGUGGAAGUUCUGGAUCCAAACACAGUGAUAUCUACAGCCAGUGUCAUUAAGUGUAUUGACUGUAAUACUGCAUCCACUCCAGACUUAGAAUUCUCUUCAGAUUUCACCCUGACCAUCACAACGAGCACAAAGUGUACGGCAAUUGCUGGGUAUUUUGACAUCUUUUUUGAGAAGAACUGUCAAAAUAAGGUCUUGUUUUCAACUGGUCCCCAGUGUACCAAAACACACUGGAAACAGACAGUUUUUCUCCUGGAGAAACCAAUUCCUGUAGAAGAAGGAGAAGCCCUGAGAGGAAAAAUAACAGUCCGCAAGAACAGAAAGGAUCCACGGUCCCUCUUUAUAACUCUCUCCAUGAAGGACACACAGCAAACCUACAGCCUUCAGUGAAAAUUCUGUUCAUAUCAGUGUUAGAUUUAAAUGUUAGAGUUACCCAUUGAUAACCGUUUCUAAAUAUCCAAAAAUUAUAAACUCUAGGGUUUGUGUAUAUAUAGACACACACAAGAAUAUGCAAAGCUUACCUAGAAUGGAGGGAGAAAUAUUUGGAUGUUUUUGCAUCCAGUGUGGAUGUGGAGACUGACUACAGAAUCAGAUUCUGCUGUGUUUCACAUGAUGUGGGGAAGGCAAGAAAGAUGGCUUUGGUUACGUGAGUCUACUAGGUGAGAAAAAUCAGAUUAACGUCUUGCUGUGAGGAAUAAUAAAUACAAUCUCUCAAUAUUUUCUCUCCAGCAGGCAAAAUCCUUUUGUGAUUUAUUUUAUUUUUCAGAAGAACCUAAGUUGAAGUGCCAGUGCACCUCAACAGUAGCCAGAAGGUCCCAGUGAGAAUAAGUGUGGACUUCCAACUGCAGGAUUGCAGCAACAAAGACUUUAUUUUUAUUACACUUUUUCAAUUAAAAAGUUGUAUCACUGCUCAGUUACAUUUAUCUAAAUAAAUGAACCGAGUAUGUUGUAUAAUGCA